Molecule: messenger RNA, 6602 nt
Organism: Sitodiplosis mosellana (orange wheat blossom midge)
Lineage: Eukaryota; Metazoa; Arthropoda; Insecta; Diptera; Cecidomyiidae
Gene: prc
Product: hornerin
Exons: 28
Coding region: 1331-6016 (1561 amino acids)
Source: RefSeq, a predicted model, not a curated record
AAAAUUGCCAGUGGUUUGUCGGGGCGUAAAUAUUGUUGUGUUGCCGCGCUCAUGCGCUCGCUCGCUCAUUUGAUCACACAAAUGUGCGUCCGUAUGUGGCCCAAGUGAGAAAAUUGUUUUGCAACUGUUAAUGGUUCAGUUGAUGGACAAUCGUUAGUAGCUAAUUAAAAAUGUUCCAUUCAAAUGCAUUAAAUCGACAGAAACUGGCUGAUAUCUGAUAUAGAAGGCAGCGACCAGUUCACAAUUGAUAUAUUGCUCGUUCGAAUUCUUUGGAACUAAACGUGAAAAUAAACACACACUAAAUUGAACGGCCGAACGGUUCCUUUCGGUUUGAAACAUCAAAGUCGAUUUGAAUUGAGAUGAAACGGCCGUCGAUAUAUUUUCGGAGUUUAUUUGAAAUUCCAAAGGAUUUUCGAAAUGUUCGCUUUUUUUUAUUGUUUUUCACAUUUCAAAACAACAACAACAAAAAAAUCCAAUCAUCCCAUUUCCAGUGUGAAUUCACGAGCAAUUCCUCUCGAUCACAAUGGAAGAAAAUAAAAUUGAUAUGAUGAGAGAUGAUUUAAUUCCCACAUACGGACCAAAUGUAAAAUGAUUUCGUAUAAAAAGUGUUCAAUGAUAAUGCGUGAUGAUGUGUGAAGUGCGACUGUUAUACAUCCAUUUUCAACACACACCGACUUCAGCCACACAAUGUUAAUCGAGUGUACAAGAGCAGCAGCAGCAGCAGCAGCAGCAUCACUUCGACAGACUCAUAGAAGUAUCAUCGUCGAGUCAAAGCAUUGCUGUUUUGAAAUGGGUCAAAUGUCGAACGCUUCGUUUUUUCGUUAAUAAAAUUUUGUUUAUGCUAUGUAGUUGCCGUUUUAUGAGGCGCGGGUCGUUGCUGUUGCUGCUGCUGGUUUUUCUUUCAUUCCCUACCACAUAUAUUGCUAUUCUGUUGUUGCUAUUUUGUCGUUGGUGUGAACGGUCUGUUCUCAUCCAAAAGAAUAUUCUAUGUUAUUCCGUCGAUCGAACAAUCAUUUGAUCGUGAACACUCCACAUGAACGGUUGUCGCCGUUCGUCGUUAGGCGCGAUUCAAUCAGAUAUUCAUAUUGAAAGUGCGUGUUCGUUGUUACGCGAAUAAAAGGGCGAAAUAUAUACAUAUUGGAAAGAAGGAGAGAAAAACAGAAAUCAAACGCUAAUCAAUACUUGAUGCAGGCGUGAAUAAAAGGAAAGAAAAAAGAACAAUACAAAGUGUUUAUUUUUCAAUUGAAAGUGUUAAAAAUUGAAUUAAUUCGAUAAGAUAUUUGUCGUGUGAUUAAUCAUUUGCAAGCGUUGCAUUUAAAAUAUUGGCAGAAUGAAACCCAUUUUAUGGGUUCUAUCUAUAUUGUGUAUAGCCCUUUUAGCCGAUUUGGCUCUAAGUGCACCACAGGGAUCAAAUGAUGAUUCCGAACAAGCAUCUCAACGUAUUAAACGAGCUAGCCGAACCGGGCAAACUCAAUCACAGUACCUGAAUUUUGGUGAUUCACAAACGGAAGGUAAAGCUGAUGCUGAAAUUACAAGAUACGGUUCGCGAGCGUCUGUGUCUGGCUCAAAUGGGAUGGGACAAGCGCAAAGUCAAUCGUCUGGUAGUGGAUGCGAAGGAUGUUACGGCAGUGAAGGUGGAUACUCGCACGGUGGUGCUGGCGGUGUGGGCGGUGGCCCUGGUCCAGAUCCGUUGAGAAGCGCGAGUGGUUCAUCACAUGGAUUGCCAAUACAAAGUCAAACAUCAUCCGGUGUACAACAACCCGGAAGUGCCACCGGUUAUGAUAUUUAUGGAAGACCAAUUGUUGGAGGAUCAGCUCUGGGCCCAAGCGGAUAUGAUAGUCGAGGUUUCGGCCCUGCAAGCAGUCGUUCGCCAUCUGACAGAAUAAAAGAUGCAUACAACCAUGUUUUUCCAUCGGGAUUAGAUGCACAACAGCCCGGAGCUUUUGGAAACAAUGGUUUUUCCAGUCCAACCGCUAGCGAUCAAACAGGUGUACAUGGUCACAAUGGAAAAACUCCAUCAAACCUGGGUAGCACAUCAUUCUUGAAUAGGCCAAUCACCAAUGGUAGGCCAUCAGGUUGGCAAAUUGAUACUACGGGCGGCAGCCCAUCGAUUUUGAUGGGAAGAAAGACAGGCUCAAACGUUCCAGAUGCUGGAACAAGUGGAGGUGGUCAACCAGGUGCACCAACAGGAUUUGGCUCAUCACACGAUGGCACAUCGACAACAAAUGGCCGUUCACCUUCAAACAGAGCUCCUGGAUCCAACUUGCCAAGCUAUAGCCAAAUAAACGGCGGUGGUGCUGGUGGUUCACCAGAUACUUCAUCUUCAGGUAGAACACAGCCAAUUCGUAGUGGCGCUUACGAUACACCUUCAAGAUCGCCUACUACUGGUACUGGUUUGCAGCCCAUUGAUCAAUCACGAAAACAACCGGCCGACGCAUAUGGUAAAACACAUAGACCGGGAUAUACAAACGGUGAAAAUGGAUCCAGCGGCCCUUCAGGCGCACCGUCAGCCACAGAUGCUCUUGAUGGUCUAAGAAAUGUAUUCAAAUUACCACCCGGCUUAUGUUUAGUCAGAUGUGACACAUUGCGACCGGGACAAAGCUUGACGGCAGACCAAAUGAGAGAUGCGAUUGAAUCGAGUGGUCAGCCAUCAAAAUAUAUACAACCACAAAUAGGAACGCCAUCAAGUCAAUUCCCACAAAGCGUUCCAACAAGCCAAUUGCCACAAGGCGGUUAUGCUCAAUACCCAACAACUUCAGGAUCUCAAAUUCCAUCAGGCUCACAAGUUAUUUCACCAGGACAAACUCAACCGGGUCCUUUGCCAUACGAACAAGGUGCAGGUCAAACUCCAACUGGUGCUGGUUCAUUGGGUCCCUCAUACAUUACAAGUCAACCACAACCAGGAGCUUAUCCACAGGGUGCUCCAAGUUCAUUUCCAGCAGGACAAAUUCCUACUCAAGCAGGAACACCCAGCGUUCAAUACCCAUCCACUUAUCAACCGACUCGAGGUUUUGGCGGACAACAAUUCCCAUCUCCAUUGACUCCAACAGGUGUCUACCAACAGGCUGGAAUAAAUCAACCAACAGGAGGAGCAGCUACUGGAACUGGUGGUGCUCCAAGUUCAUUUCCAGCAGGACAAAUUUCCACUCAAGCAGGAUCACAAGCGGGCCAAUAUCCACAAGGAGGCGUUCCAUCAGGUCAAUUGCCACAGGGCGGUGUUUCAUCUGCUCCAUAUCAACCCACUUACCAACCGAUUCAAAGUGGUGGUGCACAACAAUACCCAUCUCCAUUGGCUCCCACAGGUGUCUACCAACAGCCUGGAAUCACUCAACCAACCGGAGGAGCACCUAUUGGAACCGGUGUUGGCACAGCUCAAUACCCAACCGGAUAUGUUCCAAGCCCAUCACAAACAGUCUAUCCACAAGGCGGUGUUCCAUCAAGUCAAUUGCCACAAGGAGGUAUUCCAUCUGUUCAAUAUCCUCAAGGAGGUGUUCCGACAAGUCAAUUACCACAAACCGUAAUUCCAUCGGGUCAGUAUCCGCAAGGUGGACUGCCUGCAGGUGUUUAUCCACAGGCUGGUGGUUUACCUACUUCACCAGGCACAAUAUCAGCUGGUGCUGGUGCUGCUAGUCAAAGUGGUGCAUUCGUUAGUGGUCCAUUGCCUCAAACAACAGGCGGGCAAUAUCCAUCAGGAACUCCAAUUCAACAACAGCCAACACAUACACAGGGUGGAGCUGGUCAAUUCCCACAAGGCGGCACAGCACAAAUUCCGGCACACACUCAAGGAACAUUGCCAGGAACAUUGCCACAAGGUCAAUUGCCAGGAGGCUAUGCUCAAUAUCCAACAACUUCUGGAUCUCAAAUUCCAUCAGGCUCACAAGUUAUUUCACCAGGACAAACUCAACCGGGUUUCUUGCCAUACCAACAAGGUACAGGUCAAACUCCAACUGGUGCUGGUUCAUUAGGUCCUUCUUACAUUCCAACUCAAUCACAACCAGGAGCUUAUCCACAAGGUGGUGGUGCUCCAACUUCAUUGCCAUCAGGGCAAAUUUCCACUCAAGCAGGAUCACAAACCGGUCAAUAUCCACAAGGAGGCAUUCCAACAAGUCAAUUUCCACAAGGCGGCGUUCCAUCUGGUCAAUACCAACCCACUUAUCAACCGAUUCAAAGUGGUGGAGGACAACAAUAUCCAUCUUCAUUGACUCCAACAGGUGUCUACCAACAGCCUGGAAUCACUCAAACAACUGGAGGAGCAGGUACUGGCACUGGUGGUGCUGGUAGUGGCACAAUUGCAUCCGGCGGAUACACGCAAUCAGGUGGUCAAGCUCAAUACCCAAUCGGAUAUGUUCCAAGUCCAAAUCAAGCAGUCUAUCCACAAGGAACUGGCGGACAAUCUCAAGGAAUUGGUCAAGGUCAAUUAUCACAACCAACAACAGGUGGUGCCGGUUAUUUACCACAACAAUAUCCAACACCAUCGACUGGCGGCUAUGGCGGAGUGCCAACAUACCAAACACCAGGAUACACUGGACAAGUUGGAUAUCGAACUGGUUAUCCAGGUGCUAUUGAUAGCACAGCAGCCCAAACCGGACAAGGUGUGCCAGCGAAUUAUGUUUCAGGUGGCACAACUUCAGGAUUGGGUACGGGAUUGGGAGAUAGUGAAACUAGCAGCGGCGGUGCAUCAGGCGGAGAAGAAGAUGGAUUCUCACAAGCCGAAUCAUCGAUUAAAAACGGUGAAAUAGUCUCUAGUGCUCAAGGAACAAAGAACGGUGGCACGGCACAAACAAAUGUUCAAGGUACUUACAGUGGAAGUGGUUCAUUCUCUGCAUCAGCUCAAACAGCCGACAAGGAUCGUUCAGCUCAAGCUCAAGUAUCUGGUAACAAAGACGGAGCAUUGAGUUCGUCACAAGGUUCGGGUGGAAAGUCACAAGCUCAAGCACAAGUUCAGGUAGAUGAAAAAACCGGAGGCACAUCAGCCAGUGGUCAAACAUCGGGUUUGCAACAUUCAAGUCAAUCAGAAGUGACGGCCAAUGAGAAAGGCGGUUUAGCCGACGCACAAAGCAGUGGUCCAGGUCAAACAUCCUCACAAGCGCAAAUCGGUUUCAAACCAGAAAGUGCUAGCAAUAGUCAAGGAUCAAACAUUUUCAACGGUGGUGGUCAAGCUUCAGCACAAUCCGGAGUACAUUCGGGACAGAGCCAGUCACAAAUUCAAGGAAACUUCAAAUAUGGAAUUUCAUACCAUGGUGCAGCUCAAGCAGCUUCCGGUACCAAGGAGCAAGUCACAUCGUAUCGUGAAAAGAGCAAAAAACUCUUCCAAUCGAUUGGUCAAUUCAGUAGAUCUAAUCGUGAUGCGGUUACAAGUGUACCCGUUUCUGAUAUUGCCAACAUAAAUGACAUUGGAUCGAAGCCAAAGCAAACAUCAUUUGCCCCGGAACCAACACCUGAUACUGAAUCAGAGCUAGAGGAUGAAGAUUACAAUGCCGAUGAAGGAGGAGACGAAUAUGAUGGUGAUUAUGAAAAUGGCGAAAAGAAAAACGAAACGAAUAAGCAAAACACCAAAUCAAGUCGCAUGCAAGUUGAAUUGCCACAACGAACCGUAUUGGAUGCAACGUCAGGUAAAUCAAAGGAAACCGUUAGUACAACCGAAGCAACACCAAAAUCAAAAACCACCAAACUUGUUCGCAUGCCAGCCGUUCGCAGUGAAAUUGUUCCGGAUGGAUUUAAAGGAAAAAUUGAAGAAAAACGACAAAAACACAAUCUCACAUCGAAAAAUCAACUGGGCAACGAGGAAACCAAGGUUGACGUCAAACCAGACAUUUAUGUAACCGUUACGAAGUCCGUUAGCGGUAGUUUAGAUAAUGCAAAAGCAACACCAACCGAUGAUAAGAAAUUCGAAUCAACUUACUAUACAAAGAGUUCGACUUGUGGCUACUUCACGUUUUCAUGUAACAUUGUUUAUGGUUCGAAUGGCCGCAGCAAAAUCUGUCGACCAAAGCAACCAACUAACGGAAAAUGCUAAACAACAAAAACAACCAAACCCAUACAAUUCACCUUGUAUCAUUUGAAAUUAAGGAGAGCAUUUUUUUUUCUAAAUAACAACAUUUUUUUUAAACGAACUAAUAGUAUUUAUGCUUGAAUUGUUCCAUAAACGAGAGAGAAGAUUAUCGAAUUCCUUGAACUGCUAACAUUGAAAAUGAUUUACUUAAAAUGAAGAUGAAGAAAAAGAAACUCGAAAUUAACUUUGAUUGUAUGUACUUAUUUUGGCCCCAAUCUAUGAUUUACCAGUCACAUACAGCACAGUCAUGCACCCACACACACACACACACACAAGCACCACAUGAUUUAUGAUAAUGAAGUACGUACCAUGUUCAUCGACAAAACUGCCAAAAUUUAAUCUCUAUUUGUUCGAAGCGUAACUAAUUUAAUUAGAGAUGAUCAAUCUUUAAUUGGAAACAGUUAGCCAAAUGCAUUAUAGAAAAGUAAACCAAACAACAAAACAAAUAUGUAAUGAUAAGCUCACAGAAACGCAAGCAUUUUUAAGAACGUUGUAACAGAUGUAAAAUUUCAUUUACAAAUAUAAAACAUACCAAAUUCAUGGUAUCAAA